UAUUUUGACGUUUAACCAAGUUAUAAAAUAUUAACGUUCUGCAUUUGUAUGAAAAUUAUAUUAUUCGUAGUUGUAGCAGCCAACUCAUUGGCCUGCAGAGGACUGGACCACUUGGAGGAAAAGGUACCAGCCUUGCAGUAUCCACCUGAAGAGCUAACAGCAAGCAUCAAGGAGCUGGUGUCAUCAACUUUGGAAACUGCCAAGGAUAAUGUUGCCUGUCCAAUCAAACAUACCUCUAAUGUUGUAUUGGACAAGGUAUCUACUGGGUACCAGCAGAGUAAGAAUGCCUUAAGUGACAGCAUACAUUAUGUCCUUAACAGCAAGCUUGUCUGCCUGGCUGAGCAGAGAGCUGACAGGGCUCUUAGUCUGUUGGAAAACCUGGUCGACUUUGUCCUUCCUGUAUCUUCAACUGAGACAG
Messenger RNA from Sinocyclocheilus grahami, 418 nucleotides. Its product is annotated as perilipin-1-like. The transcript has 2 exons. Gene Ontology annotation, cellular component: lipid droplet. NCBI's taxonomy places the organism in Eukaryota, Metazoa, Chordata, Actinopteri, Cypriniformes, Cyprinidae. The annotation marks the transcript as partial. Gene Ontology annotation, biological process: lipid metabolic process. The record is from RefSeq and is a predicted model, not a curated record.